Messenger RNA from Geodia barretti, 726 nucleotides. NCBI's taxonomy places the organism in Eukaryota, Metazoa, Porifera, Demospongiae, Tetractinellida, Geodiidae. The record is from the annotation of a GenBank genome assembly.
CACGCCCAUUGAGCACGUUUUCGUGGAUCUCUUAGCUAGACGGACUAUUUCUGUGGCGGCGUUGGCUCACCGCUGUUCUCUGUGUGAACAAGUCGGUCAACUGCCGAGAAAAGAGGGAAAAGAUGUCUUACAGCAAGAAGGAGGGACUGCAAGAGGAGUCUGCAGUGCACAAAAUUAGGAUCACACUCACUAGUCGUAAUGUUCGGAGUCUUGAGAAAGUCUGCAGUGAUCUGAUCAACAGGGCUAAAGAGUCACAACUACGGGUGAAAGGGCCUAUUCGCAUGCCCACCAAGACUCUCAGGAUCACGUGUCGUAAGACGCCUUGUGGAGAGGGCUCCAAGACUUGGGACAGAUACGAGAUGAGGAUCCACAAACGGGUCAUAGACCUGCACAGUGCAGCAGAGACUGUCAAACAAAUUACAUCGAUCAGCAUUGAGCCAGGUGUUGAAGUUGAAGUCACUAUUGCAGACCCCUGAUUGCUGUGGCAGGGAUCUCCUCGUUUGAUGAACGCUCUCAGUAAAAGACACUAAUAUCAAUCUCUUUAAACAAAUUUUAGGGUUGCAUGGAGUGUCAUAUUCUCUAGCAAUCCAUUCACCACAUUGUGCUUUAAUUAGAAGGAGGAAGGGAAUGUACAUGCAACCCCCCAUUCUUCAUGAUCUGUCUUGUGAAUGGGGUGUGAGUCUAGGCUAUCUGAAUGCACGCACAAUGCUCAGCCAGUCACAAGUA